Molecule: messenger RNA, 1356 nt
Organism: Cryptomeria japonica (Japanese cedar)
Lineage: Eukaryota; Viridiplantae; Streptophyta; Pinopsida; Cupressales; Cupressaceae
Exons: 4
Coding region: 1-1356 (451 amino acids)
Source: RefSeq, a predicted model, not a curated record
AUGGAAAAGCUCCAUGGAAGUAGAAAUUCAGUGUCACAUGGGUUUGCUAGAGGCUGGAGUAGCAAUAGAGUCACCUUGUUUGGGGAGAUUUGGCAGAUUGACAAGGAUCUGGUUGCAGAGGUAAUGAGGCUUCAAAAGGAGGGUACUAAAUUCUACAGAGAUCGGAAGUAUGCAGCUGAAGCGUUCAAAAACUUCCCGAAAUUAGAGGAGGAGAAGGGAAAGCUGGAUAAGGCUAGGGCUACCAAUGAUGACCCCCUGAUCACCAAUGCUCACAUUUCUGAGAGGUGCAAGGAUUCUGAUUCGGAUGAGGACCAGCCUAAUGCCCCUACCCACAAAAAAAGGAGAGCGGAUAGUGAAAAUGUGGAAAUGGAGAUGCACUAUGAUGAGGAGGAAAAGGGGAAGGAUACUGAAACUAAAAUGGAGAUUGAGAAGGAUGAGAAUGUGGGUGAAGAGGAAGAAGGGGAAUCCAUCAACUUCCAGAAAUGGGUUGUGGACAACAUCACUAGCAUGCAAAGUAAACAGAGUGAUCUGAAUAACAAGAUAAAUAAGUUGAUUAAGGAAAAUAAUAUUGGGAAAAAUGAUGAGGAGAUGGAAACCAGUGAAGUUGAGGAGGAAAUUGAGAUGGAAGAGUGGCUGGAGAAAGACCUAAUCAAAGGGGAUUUGAAAUACCUUGAAGAUGUGGUCAGAAUGAUGAAAGAACAAGCAGAGGAGGAUAAAGACAAAACCAAUACCCAGGUGGCCCGUAUUAAGAAGCAUCUGAAAAGUUUCAUGAACCACAACCUUCGGGUCCUAAAAUUUUCCUCACAGAAUAUGAACACUCUGGUGGGUCAUCUGGAAAAGAAAAAUCAGGAUAAGAAUAUGGUGAUCAUUGAAGAUGUUCCAACUUCCAACACCACCCAUCAAAUUUCCAGAAAGGGUAAAGAUGGUGAUAAAGAUGAGAGUGUAGAGGAAGGAUCAAAGGAGAAAGGAGAGAAGAAGGAAGAUUGGGCUCUGGUGGUAGUGGUUAGAGACAAUGUUGUUGAUCAAGGGAAACAAGUUGCUACUAAUUCUGAUGACUUUGGUCAAGGGUCUACUGAUCUGAGCUCUUUAUCUUUGAUUCAAGCACUGAAGUUGGUAGCUCUCACUCAGUCCAAAGCUAGUGAGGACUUACUUAAGUCCCAUUCUAUUGAUAAAGAGUUGAUAUCAUUAGCAGGAGACAUGUUGGAGAAAAUUAUGCCAUAUUUCCAACCAGACACAUCUAAUCCCUCUAGUAAGAUUAAAGAUUUGUUGAAUGUUGUAGGUUCUCAUUUUGAGUCUUUGGAGAAGGUAGUAGAUAUUAAGGCUUUGAAUCAAUUCAAUGCUAUGAGAUUAAAAUAA